AUGAGAUCGUUUCUAUACGGUUAUAUUUUAAUUCUUUCAAUCUCAUUAACAAUUGCUGUUCAAUUGGAUGGUAAUUGUCAGGAUGAUACACAAUGUGAAGGACCUAACAUUCAUUGUUUGGGCGGAAAAUGUCAAUGUAAUUCUCCAGCAUAUGUACCAUGUAAAUCAAGAUGUGAAAUAAAUAAUCGUUCUGCUUACGAAGGUGAACAUUGUGAAGUAAACGAAAAUUGUAUAGAGAAUACAAUUUGUUCCGAAAAAACAUGUAAAUGUAUUCAAGAUUAUACAGCUAAAAAUGGACUUUGUUUUAAAAAUUUGAAUAGUGUUUGUGCAAGUCAUACAGAAUGUUGGUCACAACAUUGUUCAAAUUCACGAUGUGGAUGUGCUCCUGGUUAUGACAUUUCUGAUAAUCAAGCAUAUUGUAAACGAAAAUUGGUUAAAAUCUAUAAUAAUUGGUCUGAUGCAAAUAGAGAACAGGCACUUUGUGUCGAUGAUAAUUCAUGUAUAGAUAUUGUUGCAAAAUGUAUUGCUGGUCCACAAAAUGUAACAACUAAAUUUUGUAAAUGUCCAUAUGGAUAUAAAGUUGACGAUAAGCAUGAACAAUGUGAACGAAUUCUCGGUACAUUAUUAUCACCAUUAGAUUCAUCAGUAUCUAAUUAUGGUGAAUGUGGUUCAUGUCAAGAUAUUAAUGCAGCAUGUAUACAAGCUGCUGAUCAAAUAACAUGUUGGUGUCGUUUUGGUUAUAUUAAAAAAAAUAAUGCAUGUGAAAAAGAAUCAAAUAGAAAACCUUUGGUUAUAUUUCCAAAUUCAAAUGAUCUUAAUUUACAUGAUUUUACAAAUAAUUGUACUAGUGGAAGCAAUAAUGAAUAUGAAACUAAUAAUAAAUUAUGUGUUUGUGCUCCUGGUUAUGAAUUUAUUACUAAAGAUCAAUCAUGUGUAAAAAUUCAACGUGAUUGGAUAAAUGAUAUAUAUGAAUAUGGUCUUUGUACUCGUAUUACUCCUCAAGAUAAAGCUAUAGAUGUGGAUGGUUUAUGUCCUAAGCCAUUAAUAUGUGAAGCACGAAAAGAUAAACAUAUUUGUUCAUGUGGUAAAGAUAAAUUUCGAGAUUUAAACGAUCCAAGCCAAUGUGUAUAUUAUAUUGGUAAGACAACAAAUUCAACUGAUGAUAAAUGUCCAACAGAAAAAGCUCUACGAAAUAUUACAAGUGGCAUUUGUGAAUGUUCUGCAGGAUAUAACGCAAUUAAUAAUAAUCGUCAAUGUGGAAUAAAAUUAUCUUCUGAAAUUUUUCAAUCAUCUUGCAAUUCAAAUCAAUUAGAUAAUAAAAUAUGUAGGGAUUUAUUUGGUAAAAAUGCAUUAUUUUGUACUAUUGGUGAAUGUCGUUGUUCGGGAAAUCAAAGUUUUUCGAAUAAGGAUCAAACUCAUUGUUAUGCACCAUUAAAUCAAUCACUUAUUCAACCAAUGGAAGAUUGUCCACUACAAUCAUCUCUAAAAGAUAAUCAUUGUGAAUGUAAUGUUGGUUAUCGUCCAUCGAAUGAUUUUCGACAAUGUGUUCGUUUGACAGUACAAUUAGUUGAAUAUGUAGGACCUUCAAUAAAUACAAAUGGACAAUUGACAACAGAAGAUUGUCAAGCUUUAUUUACAGGACCUGUUGAAUCAUAUACAAAUGAUCGAUGUCAAUGUAAAAAUAUAGCAUUUAUAAAUGAUAAUAAUACUGGUUGCUGGUAUCAAUUGAAUGUUACAUUGCCAGAAGCAAAAGAAUCUGUAUUCUGUCCUCCAAAUAGUGCUACUGGAUCAGGACGAAUAUGUCUAUGCAGUAUUGGUUAUACAAGAAAUGUUAAUAAAUGUGUGCCAAUAACUAAUCGAGUGUACAUUGAUAAUGAUCCUAUGGCACCAAAUAUAGCUGGUUUAACUGAAAGCGCCUGUAGAAAAUGGUUCGGUUAUGGUGCAACGCAAUCAAGUCGUGGAAGUUAUUGUAUUUGCAAACCUUAUGCAUAUCCUGUUAAAAGCAAUUCAUAUUGCCAUUUUCUACUUAAUCAAACUACUAGCGAAUUUAAAACUUCUGAUGAUUGUCCAGCUAAUACGUUUAUCUCUCCUUCGAGCCCGCCAUCGGCAUGUGUAUGUAAACCAGGUUAUCGUGUAUCAUCUGAUAAUCGAACAUGCACAACAACCAAUAUUGUUCUGAGUGGUACUGUUAAUGUUAGUUCAUCUCAGACAACGAAUUGUGUUAGUUUUACAAAUGAUGAUUGUAUUGUUAAAUAUGGAGAACAUGCUUUUUGUCAAAAUGAAGCAUGUUUUUGUAAUCGUCGUGUUAGUUUUAUAAAUGCAAUUGGACAAUGUGAAUCAUUUUCAAAAUAUAUAUUUCCUGGUAUACAUGAACGUCAAUUUUAUUCUUGUAAUACAGAAACAGAUUGUCAAGGCAAAGGAAAUGUUAUAUGUGACUAUUUAAAUGAUGGUUCUCCAUAUAAAGUAUGCAAAUGUAAAGAUGAAUCAUUAUUAGAUCCCAAAUCACAAACAUGCAUUGAAAAACGAUGUACACAAAAUUGUCAAACAAAUCUUAAUUUUGAAUGUCGUGGUUAUGAUUGUGUAUGUAGAAAUGGAUUUUAUCAAACUGGUCUUAGAUGUAUUAAAAUUCCAUAUGAACUUCAAUUAAAUCAACCAUGUAAUCGAUCAGGUCUUUGGGAAUAUGUUCUUGCUACUGCUAAUAAUUCACUUGAAUGUGAUGCAUCAUGUGAUCGUGCUCGAUGUCAACUUGGUUAUCGACCUGAACAAUCUCAAUGUGUUCCUUAUCAAUUCGGAGAAGAAAAAUGUAUCUAUCAAGAAAAUAUUUGUCAAUAUAUGGAUGAAAAUUCAAUAUGUAAUAUAGAUAAAAAUAAAUGUUUGUGUCGACCAUCAUAUUAUUUAUUUGAUAAUAGAUGUGUUCCAGCGGUUGGUACAGCAUGUCGAACUAAUGAAGAAUGUGGUUUUAAUAUCUGUAAAGGGCAACGAUGUGAUUGUAAAGAUGGACAACGUAUAGAAACAACAUAUGAUAUAGAUGGUCGACCAAUCAAACAUUGUACUAAUGGUAUUGAUCAAAUACGAUUUAGUCCGGUUUUAUUAUUAUUUUUCAUAAUGAUUCGUAAAUUUUUUAUCUAA
This is a messenger RNA of Rotaria sordida, 3129 nucleotides long. NCBI's taxonomy places the organism in Eukaryota, Metazoa, Rotifera, Eurotatoria, Philodinida, Philodinidae. The record is from the annotation of a GenBank genome assembly.